This is a messenger RNA of Frankliniella occidentalis (western flower thrips), 1070 nucleotides long. Its product is annotated as coiled-coil domain-containing protein 124. The record is from RefSeq and is a predicted model, not a curated record. Gene Ontology annotation, biological process: transcription by RNA polymerase II. Gene Ontology annotation, molecular function: transcription coactivator activity. Gene Ontology annotation, cellular component: nucleus. NCBI's taxonomy places the organism in Eukaryota, Metazoa, Arthropoda, Insecta, Thysanoptera, Thripidae. The transcript has 5 exons. Bases 203 to 838 code for a protein of 211 amino acids.
ACCCACAGAUGUUAUUGGCAGCACUUGACAUUUGUAUUUUCAUGUUCAGGAGCAGAAAGUAAACGUGAACUUUGGUUUACUUGUCGCAACCCAUUGCUAUUGUCUACGGCGCUCCUAACACUGAGUUCUCUUGGUUUAUUUCGGAUGGUGUUAGAAAAUUCAUUUCCAGUUCAGGAACUCCACUCUUAAAAGUCCUAUCAGAAUGCCCAAGAAAUUUGCAGGUGAGAAUAGCAAAGCUGUUGCUGCAAAAGCUCGUAAGGAAGACAAGAAAAAGGAUGAGGAAGCACGGAAACAGAAAGCCAUAGAUGAUGCAUAUUGGAAGGAUGACGAUAAACUCAUAAACCGAAAGACUCAAAGAAAGGAAGAACAAGAGAAAAAGAAGGCUGAAGCAUUACAAAAGAAAGCUGAAGCUAAGGCGCUUCUGGACGAGGAACUAAAUUCUAUUAAAGUUUCCACUGGCAAGCAACCAAUUAGCAAAAUCACACGUCAACAAAUACAGAUCGAGACCGAAAAACGUGCUCAAGCUGCACAGCCAAGUAAACCAGAGUUAGACACUCACAUUUCUCAGCCUUUAGUGGAAAAUGUCAACCGACUUGUAGUAGAUGGUGAGGAAGCAAGAACUGUUGAAGAAGCUAUUUCUGUUUUGAGUGUUAAGGACUCUGAAACUGAUAAACAUCCUGAAAAGAGAAUGAAAGCAGCAUUUACAGCUUUUGAAGAAGCUAACAUGCCAAGAAUAAAAAACGAAAAUCCAACUCUGCGAUUGUCGCAGCUUAAACAAAUUCUCCGCAAGGAUUGGAUGAAAUCGCCAGAUAAUCCUGCAAAUCAAAGACUAGCAUAGAUGGAGAACAGACUUUUCUUUUCGUUGAAAAUGUUUUUGACUUCUUCUGUCAUGAGGUAGCUGAUUGAAGACUGGAUGCAAAACCAACUGAAGUUGUUACUUUCAAUUUUAAAGAGCAGUUUUAUUAAAAUUGCUAUUGUAAAUAUACCUUCCUAAUUUGUUUAUUGCCACUUCUUUAAACUAUCUAAAUUAAUAAGAUAAAAACAAGUAAAUAAACAACAAUCACGGAAAA